AUGGGCCUAAACUGCGUGCGACCUGUUGAUCCUUUAUGUGCUAUGAUACCAAGAAACAUUAGUCUCGAUGCUACACCAAUUAAAGAAUCAGGAUUGCCAAUUAUCUUUCUGAUUGGAGGUCCGGGAGCAGGAAAGUCGACACAAUGUACACGGAUAGCACAACAUUACGGUUUUUGCGCCAUUAUAAGUAGACAAUUGUUGCGCACUGAAGUAGCUACCGGUUCACAAAGAGGCGUUAUCUUGGCAUAUUUGAUGUCGGAAGGUAAAUUAAUUCCCUCGGAUGUCAUGGUAGAAUUAAUCAAGGCGAAGAUGCUCAGCAGCUUACAUGAUACACGAGGUUUCCUACUGAGCGGGUUUCCUAGGGAGAAGACACAGUGUCAGCAUUUCGAUAAACAAAUUCGAACACCAGAUCUUGUCCUGUAUUUAUACGUCAGAGACUCACUACUACUAGACAGAAUCCUAGCCAAGACAAUCACCGCCACUGAGAGGCCACAACGCAGUAUCGAAGAAAAUUGGCAACGAAUUAAGGAACAGAGACGACUGAUGAAGCCUAUCUUUAGAUAUUACAAAAAACAACUAGUGAUUAUCGAUGGCGAAAAUGAUGAGACAGAAGUUUUUGAAGACAUUUGCAAAGCGAUUGAUAAAGUCAUGAAUUUUCCAAAUAGGUCUAAUAAAAGCGGUUAA
Messenger RNA from Acromyrmex echinatior (Panamanian leafcutter ant), 684 nucleotides. RefSeq names its product adenylate kinase isoenzyme 1. NCBI's taxonomy places the organism in Eukaryota, Metazoa, Arthropoda, Insecta, Hymenoptera, Formicidae. Gene Ontology annotation, molecular function: ATP binding; nucleobase-containing compound kinase activity. The record is from RefSeq and is a predicted model, not a curated record. Gene Ontology annotation, biological process: nucleobase-containing compound metabolic process.